AUUGUGACACGUCCCCCUGCUGAGUGACUUGGCUGAGAACUUUGGGAAGAGCAACCAUUUGAGGACAGCAAGUGAGGGAGAGCAGAGCAGAGCAAGUGAGAAACUCAAGAUGUUCCGUGAGGGAAUGAAGAGACUCUCUUCGUCUCAAGUGUAAGUAGGAUUUCUAAUUCUUUCUGCAUUCUGCUUCUUUCACCAUCCCUCAAGAUUUAGAAACACGGGGAACUAUGUCAUGGUUAGAUUAAUUUUUAAAGAUUGUCCUCAGGACUACCACAGAUGCUUUGAGGGAAAUGGCUUCUCCCUUGUUGGCAUCAUCACAAGAAGAGCAUCUCCCAGUAUUGGAAGGUCUUUUGACAAGAUGCCCCCCUCCAUUAGAGUUCUGACAGCAAAUUCAGCUGCCAGGUACCCCAAAUUCAGUGCAGAGAUAGAGAGUAUGAAGGAUGUAACUAGAAUCCAUUUUAUGACCGUCUCCCUGUUCUUCCUUAGGUUUCAGAAGCUGCGCAGGCUUCUGGCCUCCUGUUGUCACACCCUCAAAAUCCAUCCCCUGGUCUACAAGAAGGAGAGAGAGGCAGAGGAAGUGAUGGUUAUGAAGGAUGAGAAGGUAAUACCAGUGAAAUUAAGAGUCAUCUAUGUUCAUCCCAUCGACCAGGGGAUGGUUGCCACCCGCCGUGAUUUGCAAGGUGAGAGAUGACCUGUUUUCAUGAGGAACUGUGAGGCCAGAGAGAAUCUGGCUCUCGGGGGAGGAAGGAUUCAAGAAGGGUUCAGGGACAUCCAUUUUGAAGGAGAGAACAAUUUCUGUUUACCUCUGUGCUUUUUCAUUAUGGUGUAGUGCCCACUGCAGUCUCUCAGGUUUGCAGGUGUGCCUAUCGGUUCAAAAGGGUUGGCAACCCAAGUUAGACUGCUGGACUAGGACUGGGGGACCAGGGUUCAAAUCCCCCCAUGGAAUUUAAUGGGCAAUCUUGGGCACUCACUGCCUCUUGGCCUAACCUACCUCACAGAUCUGUUGUGAGGAUGGGAUGAGGAGGGGAGAAUAGCAUAAGCCACCUUAAGACCCUUACAGGAAAGAUGGGUUAUCAAUGUGAUAAUGCAUGAAUAAUAAAUGAAAAAAUAAGAAUAUUUUUUCUUUUCUAUUCCAGGCAGCGACAGCAGUGAGACCAGCAGCUCCAGCACAGCUACCCCACCCCAAGGCCCAGUUCCCUUUCCCCACAAAACCAAAUAUCAAAAUAAAUAG
Molecule: messenger RNA, 1228 nt
Organism: Podarcis lilfordi (Lilford's wall lizard)
Lineage: Eukaryota; Metazoa; Chordata; Lepidosauria; Squamata; Lacertidae
Source: the annotation of a GenBank genome assembly